Punctularia strigosozonata HHB-11173 SS5 is the source of this 798-nucleotide messenger RNA. RefSeq lists its product as uncharacterized. The record is from RefSeq and is a predicted model, not a curated record. Lineage: Eukaryota; Fungi; Basidiomycota; Agaricomycetes; Corticiales; Punctulariaceae. The transcript is spliced from 2 exons. Bases 1 to 798 code for a protein of 265 amino acids.
AUGAACCAGAAAUUCUACUCCCUCGACGAACGCUGCAUGGGAUGCGUUAUUCAUCGGCAGUCGCUAUGUGUCCGGUUCACCGCGAAACCGGACGAGAACAGGCCGUGCCGUAGCUGCAUGGGGCACGACAUGAUCUGCGUCCCCUCCCGGCCCACCCGCGUCCCUACCACCGCCGAGGAGUGGGCGGAAUUCAUGGCGGACCAGGUCGCGAUCUGGGGCAACCGGUUGGAUGCGAUGGGCGAGGAGUUGGAGAGGAGCGUGGAGAGGACGCACUCUCGGAUGGCUGCGACCAUCGGUGAGUCGGUCGUCGCGAUGACCGAGGAGUCCGCCCGCGCCCAGCUUCAUGUGAAGAAGUACGCGCUGUCGAGCGCGUCGGAGAUCAAGGACAUGAAGAACCAGAUGCGCGAGCUGGUCGUCGCCGGCGACAAGGACGGCUCGGUCGUCGAAAAGGCCUGCCGCAUGGUCGAAGAGUUCGACGACAAGCUCCGAGCCAUCGUCCCGAUGGUGAACAAGCAGUCCGAGGCCGUCUCGAACCUUUGCGAAGACGUGGAGGCGACGACGCGAGCCCUCGACCGGCGCAUCACCUUCUACGUCGAUAAGCUUCGCGAGGUGGCCCGGAGGGUCCAGGUCGACUUUAGCGACCCGCCGCCGGUGUUCGGUACCGACCCCAACGAUCCGUCGCACUCGCCGAUCCGCCCGGUGGCCAGGGCGGACGACAUCGCGGCCCCGGAGCCCCACAGCCCCCUAGUCGACGCCGAGGGAUCCGACGAAGGGGUCGGGGCUAUGGAGGAGAACUGA